This is a messenger RNA of Didymodactylos carnosus, 936 nucleotides long. The record is from the annotation of a GenBank genome assembly. Lineage: Eukaryota; Metazoa; Rotifera; Eurotatoria; Philodinida; Philodinidae.
AUGCCUCUAGAGCUGUGGGGGCGACGUUCCCAUUGGUCCUAUGGUUCCGCCGCCUCUGAAAUUGUGAGCCAAAAAUCUCUUCAUAAAACGAAGUCUACGACUAGUAAUGGAUCAUCGUCGUGUGCAUUUAUGUUCAAUUGUGAAGAUGACAUUGGAUUUGGUACAGUUAAAAAACGCGGAUCUUAUUGUCGACAAGAGAAAAGUCUUGGAACAUUAACAAGACGAUUUAUGGUUCUACUACGUCAAUCGAAAAAUGGUACACUCGAUUUGAAACAUGUAGCCGAUGCAUUAGCCACAAAACAAAAGCGUCGUAUAUAUGAUAUAACAAAUGUUCUUGAAGGUAUUGGACUUAUCGAAAAACAAUCUAAAAACACGAUCAAAUGGAAGGGUGCGAUAUCUGGCGAUAAUACAGUUGAAGCCUAUCAACGUUUAAAUCAUAAACAGAUUCAAUUACAAGAAUUAGAAGAUGAGUCAGCAUUCUGGGAUGAAAAACUUCGUUUAAUUGAAAAAAGUAUUCAAAACACAUUGACAGAUGAUACACUACAAAAUUUAAUUUAUGUUACACAUGAAGAUCUUUCUCAAGCAUAUAAAAAUGACGACAUUAUGAUUCUUGCCGAAGCAUCUGCUGGAACAGUGAUGAGAAUUAACGAAAUUACUAAGGGUGACAACUCUUCACAUCAAAUACAUAUUCAAAGCGAUAAAGAUCCAGUUUGUUUGAAACUUCUAAAUCGUGAUGUACCAGAUAAUUCUUCAAAGAUUAAAAACAGUCAUAAUUUAGAUGAAAUGGAGAGUUCUCCUCAUCACGAAACUUCAUUCGAUUGGACAGUGCCGCUCAAUGCAUUUAUUCCAUUGAGCGAUUUGCCAGAAAAUGAUGAUUAUCGGUUUCAAAUGGAACAAAAUGAAAGCGUUUGUGAUCUCUACAAUAGUAAUGAUUAA